Messenger RNA from Vitrella brassicaformis, 2742 nucleotides. Lineage: Eukaryota; Vitrellaceae. The record is from the annotation of a GenBank genome assembly.
UGACAGACAUGUGUGUGAUUGAUUGAUCCGCAUAUGAUCGGCAUACGCAUGCGUAUGGUGCCGCCGACCCACCGGCAUGCAUAUGGGUCCGCCGACAGGCCAAUCAUCAUCAACGCGACCACAUGCAUCGCAUCAGGCCACAGGCAACAAUAGAGAGAGGAUUGAGCCAUGGAUCGGAUCGCAUUGGAUGCAGCGAGUGACUGUAUACCUGUACAGGGAGGAGGAAGGGGCCGACAUGGGGCAAGGCACAUGACAUGGCUCCCACCCGCUCGCCCACCCACCACAUGCAUAUGACGUUUGUCUGCACUGCACGAGAAAAAGGGAUUGGAGCACAUCGCUCCAGUAUCUAUGGAUGUGUGUGCAUGAAAGCGUUCAGCAAAAGCGCCUCGGCGACCGAGUGCCAUGCAUGGAGUCACACACAAACAGCAUGAUGUCAGGACGACACACACAGAGAGAGAUUGUAAGGUAACCCUCCCGCCGACCCACCAGCCACCACCCACCAGCCACACGCAUCAAUCAACCGCCGUGCGCCCACAAGCAGGCAAAAUGGCCGACUGCAUGGGAACAGCCUGUCUGUCUGUGUGUCUGUCUGUCGGCUGUGAUGUGUGGAUGUGGAUGGGCAGCGAGUGUGAAACACACACCGCCGUGUCUGUAUGUGUGUACGUCUGGAUGUUUGUGUGGAGCAAGCAAUGGGUCACGGCAGCCAGCCACUGACAAUAAAUGCACACACGCAUAUCGUGCAGCGCAUUAGCAGGCAGGCAGAUGGACAGAGACCGGCCGGUGCGCAAAGGCUCCGCCCAGCCUGACACACACACGGAAAGACAGACAACAUUGCGGGCGUCGUGUACGUGUGCAUCUGUAUCUGCGGCUCGUGUCAGUCGUGUUUGGUGCACACCUCAGCUGUCUAUUGGCCGAAGAUCCUGGCUGAGAUGACGGCCCCCAGCACCGCACGCGCCAGCCGAGUGGUCUGAGGGAAGCGGUCCUUGAAGGCACCACCCCAAGCACCACCCACACCAGACACAGCCGACUCGGUCGUCGCAACUCUCACACCCACUGCAAGCGAAUGACAGGAGAGGAAACACACUAAAGUGGUUUCUCACCCUCUUCCCCUUCUCUGUUGCGUGCUGUGCUGGGCUGACAGGCGGAGGCUUCCGUGAUCUCGAUCCAUGCCAGGAAUGAGUGGCUGGCGUCGGUUAGGACGAGACGACGAUAAGCAAAGCGGUCACGGGAGAAGCGGCCUGAUGCCGUUGUGGUGCAUCCCUCCACUGGUGUGUGUGGGGACUGUGGCAUGAUGGUGUGCAGCCGGUUGUUGUCGACAUGCCUGACCGGUGAAGGACACACACAGAUGACAAUGCCCACACAGGGUGAUGCCCAACCCUGACCUGUCGACAGAACGGUAAGUGCUGUUGACCUGGUGAGUCCACACGAAGUGGUUGAGGACGAUGCUCUUGACAAACGACGAUACAGACGAGUAGUCGAGAGGACCCAGCAGUCCCAGCGGCUGCGGCCGCCAGCCCGCAGACCGAUAUUCUAUUCUGCUGCGGACGGGCGGGUCAUGCGGCUGUCGGUGCUGCUGGUAGGGGUGGUUGGGAGGGAGGGACGGGUCGAUGGUCAUCUCGAAGCCGUACUGGUCCUUGAUGGCCCUCAGUCUGUUGCCGUGGUGGAACAGCUGGAAGGUCACGCCGUCGCUUAAAUCGAUGUAGGGGCCGACCAUCUUGAGCUGAGCCAACACACGAGGAAUGGCCAAAUACACCUACACAACCACACACGCACACACACACACACACACACAGAGAGAGAGAGAGAGAGAGAAGAAUGAAUGAGGUCCUCUCUAUGCCCUCCCGCCCCUUUGUGUGCGUCUCACCGUCUUGCUGGCGUGUCUGUUGAUGUCGUCGGCAGUCAGCCACACCGGCAGCGUGCAGCGGCCGCACUGCGCCGCCAGCCGCAGUAUGUCCGUCACCUCGUCCCACGUCUGCUCCUCCACCAGCCACAUGGCCGCUAGCAGCACCCGUGGCUCAGACACCGUCUGGGCGUCGAAGGCCAGCACUGCGUCGAGCCGUGUGCCGUCGGCGAGCCGAAUUCGAUGCAGCGAGUGGGUGAGUCGGGUGCGGAGGGCAUUGGGAGGGAAGUCGACGAGGCUGUGGUGGCGGGCCGCCACUCUAAGGCUGCCGACGUCCUUGACCUUGAGCAGCCGAACUCGCGAGUCACCGAAGAUGCAGCGGACGGCCUCGCCGUUGAUGACGGGCGAGUCCAGGUCGCUGCUUCUGCUGCUGGGCCGAGGCUGAGUCAUGGCGGACGCAACAGUAACUGCAGACAAGAAAGAGCACACACACACACACAACUGCUUACAGUGUCACAGUGGAUGGCGCAUUCAUGAAUUGCUUUGCUUGUGGAAGGCAGCCGACCCACCGAUCUGACGCAGCACCGCUUCUGCCCCAUUCGCUUAGGGCAGGGCCAAAAGAUGUGCUGCAAGCUCACGAUGGGGGAGAGGAAGAACGUAAAGCAGGAAACUAGCAUACCAUCCGCCCUCUAUCGGCCCUCGGCCACAAGGCCAUCCAAUAAGUGCAUUCUUUGCACAUUUCGUCGCCCCUGCCUCGUCGCCUACGGGAACCCACUCUGCAUCCGGAAUCACACAGUGAUCAUAUAGAAACCGGCUCUGAUUUCUAUUGUGCAGCACCUGGAAUCACGGAAUCAGAAAUCGAAAUCGUUACCCCCCACUGGCGAAGUGAUUUUGGUUCUGAU